Nannospalax galili (Upper Galilee mountains blind mole rat) is the source of this 5397-nucleotide messenger RNA. Its product is annotated as protocadherin gamma-C4. The transcript is spliced from 2 exons. NCBI's taxonomy places the organism in Eukaryota, Metazoa, Chordata, Mammalia, Rodentia, Spalacidae. The record is from RefSeq and is a predicted model, not a curated record. Gene Ontology annotation, molecular function: calcium ion binding. Gene Ontology annotation, cellular component: plasma membrane. The coding region runs from base 2751 to 5249 and encodes 832 amino acids. Gene Ontology annotation, biological process: homophilic cell-cell adhesion.
UUGCCUGUUUUCUUAGUUGCACUAGAUAUUUAAUAUUUCUGUUUUAUUCCCUGUGUUUCCUUGAAGGUAUAUUGAAUUUUUAGUGAGUCCUAGUGAACUAUUCCUCAGUAGUUUAAGUGCUCACAGGCUAUGAGAGAGAGAGAGAGAAGCUAGAAUCAUUGUGUAUGGAAUGAAAAUCAGGAAUUAAUGGGUGAUGAUGAUAAAUUAGAUUAUCAAAAAAACACUGUAUUGGGAGCUGAACUAACUUUCUCAUAGUUUUCCAUUCCUGGGUCAAUGAUUCUUUAAAAAUAUGAAGAUUAGAGCUGGUCAUGUUACUCAGUGAUAGAAUACCUGCCUACCAAACACAAGGCCUUGAAAUGGGUCCCCAGCACUGCAAUAUUUGUGUAUUAUAUGAUGCAUAUAUGUGUGUGAUUACUAUACACAAUGUUUACAUUUAUAUGGCAAUUUUAUAUUAACUCCAGUCUCUUCCUCCUUUAAAAAUAGAAGACUUGCUUUAUAUUUAAAUCUGUAUGAAUUGUGAAGCACGUUUCUUGGUUCUUUCUCACUUGGUCUUAAUGUUUUUCCCUCAGUUUGGCAGGAAAAUUAUUCAGUUUCCUUAAUUAGCAUGCCAAUACCUAUUUUAAAAAGGAAAUUUUAGUUGGGUGUGGUGGCCCACACUUUUAAUCCCAGCACCAGGGAGGCAGAGGCAGGCAGAUUUCUGUGAGUUUGAGGCCAGACAGGAGUACAAAGUAAGAUAUUGUCUCAACCAAACAUAAGCCGAUAUUUUAGAAAUACAUGUUUUUUUUAUGUUAGUAAUCAAACCCAGGACCUUGUACAUGACAGGCAAGCACUCUAACACUAAGCUUGGGAUGGGCAAGGAAAAGUAUCUUGGGAUUCUUGGGAUGUAUCCCAAGCACAUGUGCUCUAUAUUGAACUCAGGGCCUCAUUUUGCAUGCACUUUGGCACUGAGUAACAUCUCCAUCCCAGAGAUGUAUAUUCCUUACAGAAUUUCAGAAUGAUGUAGCAUCUCUGCUUAGCUGAAAUUGACAACAGCUUCUAUAAAGUAGCUUUGUGCUACUUGAGGGACUACUCACACUAUACUAAGUUGGAAAGUAAUAGCAAACAGCUUUUUCUUCCCUGAUACUAUUUUCUCAUAUCCAGACACCUAUUACCUAGAUGCCUUUUUACCUUGAAAAAUAAUUUUGUCUUCAAUAUAACUUUGCUUAAAGAACAGAUAGAAGGGAUUCAGAAAACAUCACACAAUUCCUCUCCUCUUAAAAGUUUCCUGUCUGGUGAAGAUGCCAAAAAUGUUCUCAUUCACAGACUCUCUCACAGUUUUCCUUCUCCAUUCCUCCUCUCUGUUGGUUUUUAGUAUGUUGAUCACAUAUCAUAUAUUUAAUAACAAUGAGCCUGCUACAUACUAGUUGAAACUUGUAUUAGGUAGCUUCACAUUUCCUAUGGUUCUUGGGAUUCUUUAUUCUAUCUAAGAGCAUCUGACAAGAGAAACAUUGAGACAGUGUAUUGCAGUGUGCUUGUUAGUAUGGUGUAGGUCUCAAUUUCUAUUUCUGAGCUUGAAGAAGAGAGCAUGAAAGGAAAAGAAUUGUGACUAUAAAAACAAGAGUUUAUUUUUACCAGUUUCAGUUGUGAUUUUAAAAAACACAUUCUAAAACUACAUUUAGGCAAGGUGAACUUCUUUCAGUGACUUGAGGUCUGCAAUGUCUCUCACAUACAAGCUUUUUUCCUGGUUCACUCUUCUCAUGUUUCCUGGAAAGGCCUUUGCUAACUCCAAAACUAGGCUGGAGAUCUCCUCAUCCUCCUUGGCAUCUCCCAGUGUAGUACUUAUUUAAUGCACUGUUAAGUCCCCAUUUGCUUUUAAAAACAUGUCCAUAAGCUCUUCGGCUUUGUGAUUGUGUCUAUAUAAUUCACAUUAAAUCUUCAAACAGGCAUAUUGUCUGAAACUCAAUCAUGUGAUUAUUUAACGAAUCAGUUAAGUUAAAAAUAUUAAAACUGUUAGGUCAAUUAGGCUCCAUUGGAUGGCCCCACACACCGAAGUUCAUGGACAACACAAAUUGGAGUGAGCCUGUGGGCUCUUAAAUAAAAAAAAUAAAAUAAAAUAAAAAAAAAAGAGGACAUGAAGUUGGGUGGAUAAUGAGGUGGGGGGAUCUGAGAGGAGCUGGGGGGGCGUUGGAGUAAAUAAUAUUAAAAUACAUUGUAUGAAAUUGUCAAUGAAAUAAUAAAAUGUCUAUUAUUAAAACUGGCAAACUUCAAGAAUUAUAAACAUGGCUGAUAUUUUUGUGUAACUGUUAAACUGAACCUUUGGAGAACAGUAACUCCAUUAAGCUUGAGACAAUACUGGUGGAGUUAAGGUUAGAGUAUGGCUUCCCAAGAAAGAUAACUUGAAGCCACACCCUUCAAUAUAUGUGAGUCCAGCUAUAUGAAAACAAUACAAGCCCCUUUGUCUCUUGAGAAAAGGAUUUCAGGAGACGAAAAACAAACUUGGGUUUGCCUGAAAGUGUGCAGUAAACUGCUAGGCCUCUAGGUGUCGCUGUUGACCACUCAAGAAGAAAAGCCGCAGCCGAAAGCUAGUCCACCAUUUCUGAGCUGCUAAAACGCAAAGCAGAAAGACUGAGAAGACUGAAGGGUUGGUUACUAAGCUCACCUAAUCUACCAGCUCUGUGAUUUCCAUGGAAGACUUAAUUCCUUGAGGGUAUAAGACUGAAGCCCACCUUGGGAAACUGGAAUAGAAUUCAGGAAAACAAUUCAAAAAGAAAAUGACCAACCGCCUGAGAUUCCGAACCGCCAGGGGACCGGCUCUGCUGUGCGCACUCCUGGGGACAGUGUGUGAGAUCGGAUUUGGGCUGAUCCACUACUCAGUGCCGGAAGAGCUGGAGAAAGGCUCCUUCGUGGGCAGCAUCGCCAAGGACCUGGGACUGGAGCCACAGGAGCUGGCGGAGCGCAAAGUCCGCAUCGUCUCCAGAGGUAGGUCGCAGCUUUUCUCCCUGAACCCGCGGAGCGGCAGCCUGGUCACCGCCGGCAGGAUAGACCGCGAGGAGCUCUGCGCUCAGAGUGCACAGUGUGCUGUGAACUUUAAUGUCCUGGUUGAGGACAAGUUGAAAAUAUUUGAAGUAGAAGUAGACAUUAGCGAUAUAAAUGAUAAUGCUCCUAGUUUUCCAACAGAGGAAUUGGAGAUAAAGAUUGGUGAACUAACAGUUCCUGGAACUCGAUUUCCACUCAAAACUGCAUUUGACCCAGAUGUAGGCAUGAACUCAUUACAGAACUACAACCUCAGUCCCAGUGACUACUUCUCCUUAGCUGUGAACAGUGUCUCUGAUGAUGCCAAGUACCCAGAGCUGGUGGUGGAACGAGCCCUGGAUCGUGAGAAAAAGGAGGUUCAUCAGCUUGAUCUCACUGCCUCUGAUGGUGGAGACCCUGUUCAUUCUGGCAAGUUGUGCAUCCAAGUGAUAGUUUUGGAUGCAAAUGACAAUCCACCAGUGUUUACUCAGUCAGAGUACCAUGUCAAUGUUCUGGAAAAUGUGCCAGUGGGCACCAAGCUGAUCACAGUGAAUGCCACUGAUCCUGAUGAGGGAUUCAACGCUCAAGUGUCUUAUAUUCUAGAUAAAAUGCCUGGGAAAAUUGCUCAGGUUUUCCAUCUCAAUUCGGUGACUGGAGAAAUAUCAAUAUCAAAAAGCCUAGAUUAUGAGGAUGCUGUGUUCUAUGAAAUUAAAAUUGAAGCACAAGAUGGACCAGGUCUGUUUUCAAGAGCCAAGAUUCUAAUCACAGUCCUGGAUGUGAAUGACAAUACUCCAGAAGUUACAAUCACUUCCCUCACAAGCUCAGUCCCAGAAGAGGCUACAGCUGGAAGAGAAAUUGCUCUUAUCAAUGUGCAUGACCGAGAUUCUGGCCAGAAUGGGCAAGUCACAGUUUUUGUCCUGGGAAAUCUGCCAUUUAGCUUAGAAAAAUCAAUAGGCCAAUACUACCGCUUAGUGACAGCCAAAUCUCUGGAUCGUGAACAGGUAUCUCAAUAUAAUAUCAGUCUAAGAGCCACAGAUGGGGGAAGUCCGCCGCUAUCCACAGAAACUCACAUCACUCUGGAUGUGGCAGACAUUAAUGACAACCCUCCCACCUUCACUCAUGCCUCCUAUUCUGCCUACAUUCCAGAAAACAACCCUAGGGGAGCCUCUAUCUUUACUGUUAUGGCUCAGGACCCAGACACUGACAACAAUGCACACGUUACUUAUUCAUUGAUUGAGGACACACUGCAGGGAGUGUCACUGUCAUCCUAUAUCUCUAUCAACUCCAAUACUGGUGUCCUGUAUGCGCUUUGCUCCUUUGAUUAUGAGCAGUUUAGAGACCUGCAGGUGCAGGUGACAGCCAGUGACAGUGGGGACCCUCCACUCAGCAGCAAUGUGUCACUGAACCUGUUUGUGCUGGACCAGAAUGACAACAUGCCUGAAAUCCUGUACCCCACCCUUCCUACAGAUGGUUCCACAGGUGUUGAGCUUGCACCCCGCUCUGCAGAUCCUGGAUACCUGGUGACCAAGGUGGUGGCAGUGGACAGGGACUCAGGACAGAACGCCUGGUUGUCCUACCGCCUGCUCAAGGCUAGUGAGCCUGGACUUUUCUCAGUGGGGCUGCACACAGGCGAAGUGCACACUGUGCGGGCCCUGCUUGACAGAGAUGCCCUCAAACAGAGUAUAGUGGUGGCUGUGCAGGACCAUGGCCAACCUCCUCUCUCUGCCACAGUCACACUCACCAUAGCAGUGGCUGACAGCAUUCCUGAUAUCCUGGGGGACCUGGGCAGCAUCCAUACCCCUGUGGACCCCAAAGAUUCAAAUCUCACACUCUAUCUGGUGGUGGCAGUAGCUGCGGUCUCCUGCAUCUUCCUGGCUUUUGUCAUUGUGCUGCUGGUGCUCAGGUUGCAGCGCUGGCACUCAUCACGCCUGCUCCAGGCUGCAGGAAAUGGAUUAGCAGGCAUGCCAGCCUCUCACUUUGUAGGCCUGGAUGGGGUGCAAGCGUUCCUGCAGACAUAUUCUCACGAGGUUUCCCUCACCACUGGCUCUGGCUCUCGGAAGAGUCACCUGAUCUUCCCACAGCCCAACUAUGUGGACACACUUAUCAGCCAGGAGAGCUGUGGGAAAAGUGAGCCUUUAUUGGUAUCUCAAGAUUUACUCGAAACAAAAGAAGACCCCAAACUGCUUGAGGUCAAAAGAAGAGAGCGACCAUUUCCGAGAUGCUAUUGGGGAACUUCCUGCUCAAACCAACCACAGUGAAGAAGCCAGGACACACGCAGAUAGAGUGAACAGCAGCGAGAAAAGUGACCCCACCUGGAUUCUGCCAUCCACGGAGGACUGACUCCUUCUGGCAAACGGGCUUAGCACUGCGGAGCGAAAAGAGAGGAUGAGGCGGGGCUCGCGAAGC